UCGAGAGGCACUCUGCGGACGGUGGCCUGGAAGUAACAGUUCGUUUUCAUCAUGGCGGCUCACUUGAAAAAACGCGUCUAUGAGGAAUUUACUAAAGUGGUGCAGCAGCAGCCACUUGAGGAGCUUCAAGCAAAGAAACUAAGACUUACAAAGCCUAGUAAAUCAGCUGCUCUCCAUGUUGAUUUAUGCAAGGCUACAUCUCCUGCAGAUGCCUUGCAGUUCCUUUUGCAGUUUGCACGCAAACCAGUGGAAGCAGACAGUGUGGAGGGAGUUGUCAGAAUCCUGCUGGAGUAUUACUAUAAGGAAAAUGACACCUCCGUCAGGCUGAAGAUUGCAUCUUUACUCGGACUGUUAUCAAGGACUUCUGGAUUUUGCCCAGAUUCUAUUGUGGAUGAUGUGAUCAAUAUUCUUCAAAACGAAAAGUCUCACCAAGUGCUUGCCCAGCUCCUUGACACCUUGCUAGAAAUCGGAAUUAAGCUGCAGGAGAAUAUUCCUCUUCGUGUGAGACUAUUAGAUGUGGCCUACAAGCACCUUUCUGACACUUCCCAUGGUGUCAGGAACAAAUGUCUCCAGCUGAUUGGAUGCCUCGGUGCUGUAGAUAAAAGUACUACAAAGGAAACAGAAAAUGCUGCAGGCAUAGACGUUCAAAAGAUUAUUGGGGAUUACUUUGGGGAUCAGGACCCUCGUGUCAGGACUGCUGCAAUUAAAGCCAUGCUACAACUUCAUGAACGAGGACUGAAAUUACAACAAACAAUGUAUGGUCAGGCCUGUAAGCUGUUGUCUGAUGAUUAUGAACAAGUCCGUAGUGCCGCAGUGCAGCUGACUUGGGUGUUAAGCCAGAUUUAUCCUGAAAGCAUCGUGCCUAUCCCUUCAUCCAAUGAAGAGAUCCGUCUUGUUGAUGAUGCUUUUGGAAAAGUGUGUCACAUGGCUAGCGAUGGCUCCUGGGUGGUCAGAGUCCAGGCCUGCAAACUUCUGGGGUCCAUGCAGCAGGUUAGUCCCCACUUCUUGGAGCAGACUCUGGACAAAAAAUUGAUGUCAGACCUUAGACGGAAGCGGACUGCACAUGAACGUGCUAAAGAACUCUACAGCUCUGGGGAGUUUUCGAGUGGCCGAAAAUGGGGAGAUGACACCCCCAAAGAAGAGCUAGACACGGGAGCUGUGAACCUUAUUGAGUCCGGAGCAUGUGGAGCUUUUGUUCACGGUCUGGAAGAUGAGAUGUAUGAGGUAAGGAUAGCUGCUGUGGAAUCUCUCUGUCUGCUGGCACGAUCCUCUCGUCCCUUUGCGGAGAAGUGCCUGGACUUCCUGGUGGAUAUGUUUAAUGACGAGAUUGAGGAGGUCCGUUUGCAGUCCAUCCACACUAUGCGCAAGAUAUCUGACAACAUCACCCUGCGGGAAGACCAGCUAGAUACUAUACUGGCUGUGCUGGAGGAUUCUUCUCGGGACAUCAGAGAAGCUCUGCAUGAGCUACUGUGCUGCACUAACGUGUCUACCAAGGAAUGCAUCCAGCUUGCUUUGGUAGAACUUCUAAAGAACCUCUCAAAGUAUCCAACUGAUCGAGACUCCAUCUGGAAGUGUUUGAAAUUCCUUGGAAGCCGACAUCCCACCCUUGUACUUUCCUUGGUCCCAGAGCUUCUCAGUACCCACCCGUUCUUCGAUACUCCAGAGCCGGAUAUGGAUGAUCCAGCCUAUAUUGCUGUUUUGGUUUUGAUAUUUAAUGCUGCCAAGAUCUGUCCCACAAUGCCAGCAUUGUUUUCUGAUCACACCUUUCGCCAUUACGCCUAUCUGCGGGACAGCCUUUCACACCUUGUGCCAGCUCUCAGUUUGCCGGGUGUAAAGUGGUCAUGGAUUCCAGAUUUGGAAAGAGAGGCCCCUCAUGAAGACCCCUCACAGCAGUUCCUGCAGCACAGCCUGGAGAGAGUUCAUAACCUUCAGCACCUUGGUUCACAGGGGACACAGGAACUGCUCGAAUUCACCAUUCGUGAUCUGCAGAGAAUCGGAGAGCUUCAGUACGAGCUUGCGGGAAUGGCAGAUUUCUCUGCUACCUAUCUGCGUUGCCACUUACUGCUGAUCAAGGCCUUGCACGAGAAGCUGUGGAGUCUUGCAGCUCCUCUCUAUGUCAGUCAGAAUUCUGUGACAGCUGCUGCAGUGAAACAGAUUUUGGAAGAAACUUACAAGAUGGAGUUUAUGUACAGUGGACUUGAGAACAGACAGGUGGCUAUAAUACAUCACAUGAGACUACAAGCAAAGGCUCUGCAGCUACUAGUGACAGCCCGAACUACUAAGGGUGUGGAUCCGCUGUUUGGAAUGUGUGAACAAUUCCUCCAAGAGGUGGAUUCUAUUCAAAGAUGCUUUAUUUCAGAGUUACCUCAGAUGCAGGACAGUUUUGUGGAUAAGCUGCUGGAUCUCAUGCCAAGACUGGUUAACUCAAAACCUCUAGAAAUGGUUAAAAUUCUCCAGACAACUUUGCGACAAAGCAGCUUCCUCCAUCUAACCCUUCCUGAGCAGAUCCACAAAGCUUCUGCCCAAAUUAUCGAGCCAGCAGCAGAGUCUGAUAACCCAAUUCGCUUCACCUCAGGCCUGGUUGUGGCUCUAGAUGUUGACGCCACAUUAAAUCACGUACAGGAACCACAGAGCACAGUGAAAGUACAGGUUGUAUAUCCAGAUGGGCAGAUCCAGAUUAUCCACCCUAAGCCGGCUGAUUUCCGGAAUCCAGGCGAAGGCAGGCACCGGCUAAUAACUCAGGUUUAUCUUUCACAUACAGCAUGGACAGAACCCUGUCAGAUUGAGGUGAGACUGUUGCUCGCCUAUAGCUCCAGCAGAAGCAAAGCGUCCAGUCGGUCUCCCACACCAUGGGGAGACAGCACAGAAUCUAUCCCUUCCACUGAGAACAGCACAGAGGGCACAAUCCAUCUUAGCAAACCUGUUAAAGUCUUCCUCAUGCCUAAACCAGCCAGACGGUAAUGGAUAUACUUGUAUGGAUAUAUGUCUUUCCUGGUGUUGGGAAGCAUUGCAUUGCAAGGACACAGAUAAGGACAUGUCAUGUGAGACUCACUUGGGAUGAACAAUCUUUACUACUCCAGGUGUUGUUGGAUUACAACCUCCUUUACCCUCAGCCAGCAUUCAGGGCAACAAGAACCAAAGUGUGGAAUGUUGCCACACUAGAGAUUUUGAAGUAAAGUAUUUUUGAGUGUUUCUUACACUAUCAGGAUAUUCAAAGCAAAUAGUAAGGCAUCAAGUGGAAAAAUAUCGCUGUAAUUUUAUUUAUUUUUAUCUACUUUUGAGGUUCGCUUAUAACAUUGGAAGAAAAUGUUUGUCAAACCAGCUGUUCCUAUAUGCUUCUUUACCAUAAAAACACAUCUACAUGAAUAUCUGAUUAGGGGUAAAUGUGCAUUCACAUUCCCUUCUAAACUCCAUAAAUGUUUUCAUCAAUGUGAACUUAAACAAUAAAUACAUAAAAGAAAUGCUAAAGUCCAAGUUCUCCCCUUAACCCAAACCUCAUUGGUAGAGGUCAGGGUGGAUGGACUGCGAGGUGAAGGGGGAAAGUGCUGCCGUUAGCUUUUUGCUACGUUGUUUUGGGCUGGCUAAUAGCUAAAAGGCUAAUCUCUCUGUAUGUGCAGCAAAAUGCUUCACAUACAGAGUACAGUCAUUGUGACCACUUCAAAUCUUUGAAAUGGUCAUGGUACUUUGAGUAAUCCUUAAAUUUUAAAACCAACAAUGCAUCUAGAAGGGAAGUUGCUCUUAGAUGGGAUCAUCAUGGUAAGUAAAACUACUAAACUGAUACUUCUCCAAUGUAUGUUGUGGGGACAAACAAAAUUAAGGAGAUCAUAAUGAAAAAGGUACUCACAGUGCAUUUGGAUGUGUGACUAUAUGGAUGUUCCAACAAAAAUCCAGAUGAAUGAAAAAUUAGAAUCUUCAAAGUAAUGAAUAGGAAAAAUCCUUGCUUGUAGUUGCUUAUUUUUUUGUUGAAAAAGAUAAUAGAAAUGCACCAGGCAGUAAACAAAAUAUUGUACAAAGAAAAUAAGUUCCAAUACAGGCAAAAUAAAUAAUGGGGAGACACUAUUGAGCAAGAAAGUAUGCGUCUCACGUCUAGCAGCAUCCUGUAUUUGGAUUUAUUAUAUUUGUACGCUUAUUUUAAUACUGCUUUGUGCGUUGCUAUUCUCUUUUUCCCCAAUAAAUAAGCAACUACACUAUAAUGAUUAUCCCUGUUCAUUACUUUGGAGAUUCUCAAGAGUGCAAUAUACUCCUCGCUUUUCAUUCCUCAUAGUAAUUAUACUGGUUUAUUGCUUUAAAUAGAUCAAUCUGUCUUGAUAAGAGUGAUUGUGCUUAUACAUACAUGCAUUAAAGUUCAUUGCCAAAAAAAAAGUUAAUCUAAAUGGAUAUUCAUUUUGAUCUAUGUAAUUGGAAUGAAGGAUUCCCAGAUGUGGACUUGCAGUUGAUUAUACUAGGGGGAGCAAUCUAAUUGAAUACCCUCACAUCACAAGGUAGUGUGGUGUUAAAUAUUGGAAACAUGUUUUAUUUCACUUUAAAAGCACAACAAAUGUGAUUAUUACAAAUGGAAAUAAUCUGUUAAAGACCCCUAUCCCAUAUACAAUGUACUUUCUUUCCUUUUAUUAAAGAGGUUUUGUGCAGGUGA
Molecule: messenger RNA, 4633 nt
Organism: Pelobates fuscus (common spadefoot toad)
Lineage: Eukaryota; Metazoa; Chordata; Amphibia; Anura; Pelobatidae
Gene: INTS4
Product: integrator complex subunit 4
Exons: 23
Coding region: 52-2961 (969 amino acids)
Biological process (GO): snRNA processing
Cellular component (GO): integrator complex
Source: RefSeq, a predicted model, not a curated record